Messenger RNA from Carcharodon carcharias (great white shark), 8201 nucleotides. RefSeq names its product SLIT-ROBO Rho GTPase activating protein 1a (gene srgap1a). NCBI's taxonomy places the organism in Eukaryota, Metazoa, Chordata, Chondrichthyes, Lamniformes, Lamnidae. Gene Ontology annotation, biological process: negative regulation of cell migration; signal transduction. The transcript has 22 exons. Gene Ontology annotation, molecular function: protein binding. Gene Ontology annotation, cellular component: cytoplasm. Bases 789 to 4046 code for a protein of 1085 amino acids. The record is from RefSeq and is a predicted model, not a curated record.
AGCCGAGUCGGUGACUGGCGCUGGAGCCGGAGUGUGAAGGCUCGUGGGCAGAGGCAAACUUUUCUACUCGGCGUCAGGUGCUGCCGACCGGUUGCCGGGGUGGUGGGGGGGGCUACGUUCAAGUGGCCUGGAUGUUAAUUGUUCUUCUUUUAAUGAAAACCUCCGCAGAUGCUAUUUCUUCCUUCCCCCACCACCAGCACCACCACCUCCACCCCCUCCUUUCUGCUGCCAAUGAAACCGUGAAAGGCAGACAGAAGUUAUAGAUCAUGUGAAAUGAACUCUCGUUGCUCUGGUUCAAAAGAGUAAGAGCUGGAAAGGAUAGAGGGAGAGAGAGAGGGAAACCCUGCUCUGACAGAGCUGCUGCAGCGGAUACAUUUGUUACCAGCCCUUAGCCUGUAGAGUUCCCACUCACCAACCAGCUCUGCGUUUGCCUCCGUCCAGUCGAAGAUGCUUUGCCAACGUGUACAUCGGUGUAACAAGGCUGAAGACCGAAUGGUGCAUUUCGCGGUGUAACAAACAGUCUGCCUAUAUUUUGCUCUUUUUAUUUACCCUCCCCUCCCCUCCCCUCGGGAUCAGCCGGGACCCCGGGGUGACAAGUCAAGAUUCCGACUGUGUCCAGCACUCACUCACUCAUCACCAUCCCGAGUGAAUGCCAAGCAGCACUCGGGCAGCUCCUUCUGGGCACGGAUUUUUUUUUUCUUCUUUGGUGGACAUUAUCGUAAAGAGUUGGGCUUUGGAACGGCGGGGAGGGUAAAGGGGGGAGAAAAAGAACUGAAAGAGAAAAAAAAAUGUCAACCCCUACCAGGUAUAAGAAAGAUAAAGAGAUCAUAAGCGAAUACGAAACACAAGUGAAAGAAAUCCGCGCUCAGUUAGUCGAGCAGCUGAAAUGCUUGGAGCAGCAGACGGAGAUGAGGGUUCAACUCCUCCAGGAUCUCCAGGAUUUCUUUCGCAAGAAGUCUGAAAUCGAAAUGGAGUAUUCCCGGAACUUGGAGAAAUUGGCCGAAAGAUUCAUGGCGAAAACCCGCAGCACAAAGGACCAUCAGCAGUACAAGAAGGACCAGAAUCUUCUGUCCCCAGUAAAUUGCUGGUAUUUGCUGUUGAACCAGGUCAGGAGAGAAAGCAAAGAUCAUGCAACUUUGAGUGACAUUUAUCUGAACAAUGUUAUCAUGCGUUUCAUGCAAAUCAGCGAGGACUCGACCAGACUCUUCAAAAAGAGCAAAGAGAUCGGGUUCCAGCUGCACGAAGAUCUAAUGAAGGUUCUCAAUGAGCUGUACACGGUCAUGAAGACUUACCACAUGUAUCACACCGAAAGCAUCAGCGCAGAGAGUAAACUGAAGGAGGCUGAGAAACAGGAGGAGAAGCAGAUCGGGAGAGACCCUGUCUUCAGCAUCCGGCUGGAAGAGAAGCACCAGAGGCGAAGCUCGGUGAAGAAGAUUGAGAAAAUGAAGGAGAAGCGUCAAGCCAAGUACUCUGAAAAUAAGCUGAAGUCCAUCAAGGCACGAAACGAGUACCUGUUGACACUGGAAGCGAGCAAUAAUUCUGUUUUCAAGUAUUACAUCCAUGACCUCUCCGAUGUAAUUGAUUGCUGUGACCUGGGGUAUCAUGCUAGCCUAAACAGAGCCCUGAGGACAUUCCUGUCCGCUGAAUACAACCUGGAGACAUCCAGGCAUGAGGGUCUGGACAUCAUAGAGAACGCUGUCGACAACUUGGACCCUCGUAGCGACAAGCAGCGGUUUAUGGAGAUGUACCACACAGCCUUCUGCCCACCGGUGAAAUUUGACUUCCAGCCACACAUGGGUGAUGAGGUGUGCCAGGUUAGUGCUCAGCAACCCGUGCAGGCUGAGUUAAUGCUCAGAUAUCAACAGCUGCAGUCCAGGCUGACAACGCUGAAGAUUGAAAAUGAGGAGGUUAAAAAGACGAUGGAAGCAACUCUGCAGACGAUACAAGACAUGGUAACCAUCGAGGAUUAUGACGUCUCAGAGUGUUUCCAGCACAGCCGGUCAACAGAGUCUGUCAAAUCCACGGUGUCGGAGACCUACUUGAGCAAACCCAGCAUCGCGAAGAGACGAGCCAAUCAGCAGGAGACGGAGCAGUUCUAUUUCAUGAAAUUUAAGGAAUACCUCGAGGGCAGCAAUCUUAUCAUGAAGCUGCAAGCAAAGCACGACUUGUUACUCCGGACCCUGGGAGAAGGGCAGAAAAGUGACUUCAUGACCACAAGGCCUCCAAAUGUGCCCCCUAAACCUCAGAAAGCCAGGAAAUCCAGGCCCCGUUCAGAAUGUAAUGCUAAGUUAUUUAAUGGGGAUUUGGAAACGUUCGUCAAGGACUCUGGACAAGCCAUUCCUUUGAUUGUGGAAAGUUGUGUUCGAUUUAUCAACCUAUAUGGUCUUCAGCAUCAGGGGAUCUUCCGAGUGCCCGGAUCGCAGGCUGAAGUCAACGAUAUUAAAAAUUCAUUUGAGCGAGGUGAAGAUCCUUUAGCAGAUGAUCAGGACAACCAUGAUAUUAACUCAGUUGCUGGAGUUCUGAAGCUCUACUUCAGAGGACUGGAAAACCCACUCUUUCCUAAGGAAAGAUUUAAUGAGCUCAUUCCUUGUGUCCGAAUAGAGAGUCUAUAUGAGAGAGCUCUCCACCUCCGCAAGAUUCUCCUGACCCUUCCACAGUCUGUGAUUAUUGUGAUGAGAUACCUCUUUGCCUUUUUAAACCACCUCUCUCAAUAUAACGACGAGAACAUGAUGGAUCCUUACAAUCUGGCGAUCUGCUUCGGCCCAACCCUGAUGCCUGUUCCCGAUUCGCAAGAUCAAGUCUCGUGCCAGGCCCACGUGAACGAGUUGAUUAAAACCAUCAUCAUCCACAAUGAGUUGAUUUUCCCCGAUUGUAAAGACCUGGAAGGACCCGUGUACGAAAAGUGCAUGGCCGGUGAUGACUAUUGUGAUAGCCCUUACAGUGAACAUGGCACACUGGAGGACGUCGAUCUAGAUGCUGGCACUGAGACACACACCAGUGAAGAUGAAGGUGAACCCAUUGAAGCAAUAGCCAAAUUUGAUUAUGCUGGACGGUCUGCUCGGGAGCUGUCGUUUAAGAAAGGAGCUUCACUACUUCUCUAUCACAGAGCCUCUGAGGACUGGUGGGAGGGGAGGCACAAUGGGAUUGAUGGGCUAGUUCCCCAUCAGUACAUAGUGGUGCAGGACACGGAUGAUACCUUUUCUGACACUCUGAGCCAGAAGGCUGACAGCGAAACCAGCAGCGGACCACCAGCCGAAGACAAGUUGUCCUCCAAAAAUGACAUCAGCUCACCAACUGAUCGAAUCCCAGAUGUAUAUGCAGCAAGACAGAAGAGGAGGCCAGAACCGCCAGCAGCCCGACGCCCAUUGAGAGCCAACGAUGGGCACUGUGCAGUGCACCCGGUCCAUGGCUUAGUAAGUAGCUCAGGGGACGGUGGCCCCUUGAUCACGCCCUCCCACGCCAGCUCCCGCCUUUUCCUCCAGACUCGCAGUGUGCCGGUCGACAGUCCGGAGAGGCGUCGCCGAGGCGGCCUUGGCAGCCUAUCCAACCUAAGCCGCCAUGAGGCUCUCAAAAAGAUUGAGAGUCCGCCAAUCAGAAGGUCUACGUCCUCCGGUCAAUACACCAACUUCAGUGAUCAUAAACCUCUAGACCCUGAAACAAUCGCCCAGGACAUUGAAGAGACGAUGAACACCGCGUUGAAUGAGUUGCGGGAGCUGGAGCGCCAGAGCACGGCGAAGCAUGCGCCCGACGUGGUCCUGGACACCCUAGAGCAGAAGAAGAGCUCACCGGCCCCCUUUGCCCCCUCGGAGUCGAGGAGCCCGCACCACUCGGUGGUGCUGAAGAGUGUUGACCCUUCCAUUCGACGGAGCACCAGCUCUUCCAGUGACCCUAUGAGCACCUUCAAGCCCGUUCUGUCGCCCCGAAUGGGUUUGCAGCUCAAACCCCCUGCCCUGAGGCCUAAGCCUGUGGUUCUCCCCAAGACCAACCCCAGUGUGGGACCACCUCCCACUGUCCAAGGCUCCACAGAUAAAUCCUGCACCAUGUAACGAAGCUGAUGUAACUUGAAAUCAUCUUUGGAUAAAUGUGGGUGACAAAGGACAUGGAUAAGAAUAUUGAUAUUUUAACAUUUAUAAUUGGAGAUGUAUUCUUUCAGUGUUAGAAUAUAUGUCUCGGUAGUAAAUUAACAAGGGCAUUUGAUUUCCAUUUCAAGCUGGACUGUUUAUAUGUGGAACUUACACCAAUGUUAACUAGACUUGAAAAUUAUGCUGCAACAGUUGACUUUUUUUAAAAUAAAGAAAGUUAGCAAAAAAUGAAAAGACUUCCCACCUUCUCGAAAGAACGUUUAUUUAAACAAGAUGGGGGAAAUUGUGAUAGCUUUUUGUUUUUGCCUGGAACUGAUAGGGAGGAAAUUCCACAUCAGUUUUACAACUUAUUGAAGAGCAGCCACAACAUGGCUGAAUGCUUUGCUAUUGUUAAUUACUUCUUCCUUUUUUUUUUGUUGUGUUGUUCUGUUUAACAUUCCUUCGGCCUUAUUGCCAGAUUUGCAUUAUGAAAGCACUGCUUUGAACAUGAAUGAAAGCGCCAAAAGGAAAACCACUCAUUAAGCUUCUGCCACCUCUCCUCAUUAGACGGUUAUUUAUAAUAUAUUAAAAAAAAUAUCCUGUGUCCACAUCCUCGGCUUUCCGUGUACUUCAGCCUUCUCCAAAGCUGCAUGCGGUGUUGAUUGAAACACUAAGAUCAAGGAUGCCAGUAAAGCUAAAUAUUCUCAGUUUACUUUUAGAACUUGGGGGCCCCCUGUGGUGAAGGGCAAAGUUAAUAUCAGCCUCGUCUCUUCCUAACACUUCAUCAAUUCACACAUGCCUAUGCACCCCCCCCCCCCACAUUAAGUCAUUUUCUUUAAUGAACCAUGUCUGACAUGUGAACACCGUUGUUUUGAGGACACUUAGUUGACAUGCUUCUCGUUCCCUUUUGCUCUAGAGCUACAAUUAGGUUUUGUUUAGUACUCAGUCUGUCUGAUUUCCACCCAGCUCCCCCUGCCCUGAGCAUCAUCUGCUAUUUCUGGCAAAUUUGAGACACUCAGAAGUUGCCUGGAGUUCCUUGUCCGUUGUUACUGACCUUCUCUAACCUUUUUCUCCCCUGCCACCCCCUUCCCCUCCCCCACACCUCGCCAGCAGCACCUUCUCCACCAGGGAACUGUGCCUCAAAAUGAGUCAGCGUCUUGGUAGAAGGGGAGAAAAUUGGGAGGGGCGUAAUGAAGCACUAACAUUACCACCAAAAUAUGUCCUUCAGUUUGUAACUUGCAUAUUGGGAAAUGGAGUCUAAGGUUAAGGCAUGCAGUUAAGGAAAUUCCACUUGGGGGAAAAAAAACAGCCAUUUUGUGAGCCAAUGUUUGCCAUGUUGUUCUCGCUGGACCUCCACACGGCAAUUAUUUUGAGUGAUUAGUCACACUUGGCCAACAGUUCCAUCCAGAUACAUUUGAAAGAACUUUACGGACCUUGGCCUGAGCUACCCUUCAGUGGGCCCUCAUUGUCUCUUCUGAUGCACUGCCAGUGUGUUGUAGGUUAGCCACAGUUGGUGGAAUUGAGGCAGUUAGAUUGUCCUUUAAGGUAGAUCAUUAUUGGUUGGAUGCCAGGGCGUUAACUUGACUUUGGUCAUUGGUGUUAAAUGGGUGAAGUUGGAUCAGCCAAUGUUACACAUGAAUUUCCAUGGAAUUGAAAAUUGGGGGCGAUGUCUAAUGGCCGACCUAUUCAAUAUCAUUCAUUUUGCAUAUUGGCCAGAGUCAAAUUGCCCCAUAUUUCAAAUGACCUCUUCUCCCUGCCACAGGAGAGAGGCCUACUUCCAGUUUCCCACUAGGGUACAAUAUUUAGUUUCUUUGCUUUUGUUUAUAUAUAAAUUCUCAUGUUUACAUAGACACAAAAGAGUUCCUUGGUUUACAUUUGACUAACAUUUCCUGUUCUUCUUCUACCCCACCUUCUACAACGGUAUUGGAUUCUUCCAGUAUGACUUGUUUAACUCGCUCCAGUACCACCAGUAGUUUUAAGCACAUUCUAAGAAGCUGUUUAUCAAGGAGAGUAAUGAGAGGAGGGUAAACUCUUCAAAACGUCUCUGGCCAGCCAUGGUAAAACUGAAAAUAAUACCUGAAUAUUUUUUUAAAUGCAUGUUGCGGGCAAAACCAUGCAUGUUACUACUCUUUUUAUUUCAUUUGGAUGGGUUUUUUCCCCCUUGAUAUUUGGAACAUUCCUGUUUCAAUAAGGAUGGCUGCCACAUAUUAAAGUUGGAAUAACUGUUUCAGGCCCCAUCACAAGCCCCACACUUGCUGACCAUAGACCAGAUCCCUUCAAACAACAGGAAUCUUGUCUAAAGAUUGCCCAAUAAUCCUGAUCUUUUCCUUCCAUAUACUAGUUUUAACAUUCUUAAAUGUGUCAUUUGUAAAUCUUUUCGGCAUUCGUUGAAACCUAGAGGAAAAUAUCAGGUCAAAUGUUUAUGGCAUCGGGUCGUACUGGGGAAGAUGUGGGUUGACAGAGCCCAAGUUAUAUUAAAUGGGAUGAUGUGCUUCUUCUCUAGCCUGCCUUGGGAUUAAUGUGGUGAGUCGUGCACUCACUACCGUGAGGAUGUGUCACUCCUCACCCUUUGCAAUUACAAAACAUUGCCACAGGCCAAAUUCUAUCUGCAACUUAACAGCUGUUAAUUAUGCCCAAAAUAGCAAGUUUUAAAAAAAAUUUUGUUAAUACCCCGAUGCUUUUUGUCCCCAUGGUGCCCAUUUCUUUCUUCCUGGCGCUGUGCUGCCCGAGGUGUUGCCUGGUGACCUCCACCUUCUUUGCCACUAUAGGUUUCAGGCCAACUCUUGGGCAAACGAUUAAAGUCCCCACAUCAUUGUUUAUGCAUGGCUCAGGCUCAAUGUGCUUCGCUCUGCCAGGGUAGCAUGGGUCACAAGCACAGAUUUGCCCACCCAUGGAGGGGAGAGUGGGGGUGGGGGGGUGUUGCUCCUCUGCAUCUAACCCCAGAUCCCUUUCAAAGCAUUUCCGGGGCAUGCCAAUAUCUCCGUUUCCGUCACUGCCAUCGCAAUCCCAACCGGUUACAUAUGAGAAGGCUGGCUCAUUAGCUUUGCUUGCUCUUUCCCAGUUGGGGCUGGAGGGUGUGAAAUGCCCCAUCAAGCCUCUCCUCUGUGCUUCUCUCUGAUCUGGCUUGAGACUGGACUACGACCCUUGGGAAUCACCAAAGCAUUGUCAGCGUUCUACCACCCUGUGGCACAGUGCGCUGGCACAUUAAUCCAAUAGUGCCAGUCUGUCUAUUCAAUCCUUUCAAAGUACUGCCUAUUCUUUUACUCCUUUACAAGAACAACCUCAAAGACUACGAGUCAUUAAAAGCUAUGUACAUUCAAUCCGCAGUUACUGAUCUAGAUGUUUAACUUAUGAUGCACAUUCAUUUUUGUCUGCCAUUGAUUUAACUGACUAAAUUUAGUACUUUUUGAAACUUUUUACAGUUUCCACCUUGUGUGGUCUUUGAAAGAAGGUGAUUGUACUUUUAAGGAACAUGUAGUAUAGAGUUUACUUAAAUUAAUUUAAAAACAAAAUGUACAUCAGCCAAAAUGGAUACUGCAACUUUGUACUGCUCCCAGGAUUUGUAUAUUCAAAUAAUAAUUAUACUGGAUUGCAAGAUAUGCUCCUAGUGGACCCAAUUUAGCAAAAACAAUAACAGAAAUGAUCAAUUUGAUGAAUGUUUUCUAGGUGCAAUCAUGGGAAAUAUGUAGUCCAAGGCUAGGCUUCUUUAAACUGCAGUUUAAGUGGAUUUGUAACAGAUUGAUAACAGCUACAGACACACUGAAUGGUAACUACCACUUACCACGGACCUGACAAACUCUGUACCCUUUACUGCCAUUUUAGUUACAGAUAACUUCCUAAUUGUCGGUCGUUGCCCUAUUGUGUCAAUGUACAUCUGUAGUAUGUACAUGUGGAAGUGCCUUUAAACUCUUAGAGGAACUCGAGCCUUGUUCUGUACUGUUGCAUUUCCAUUUUCACUCGUUGAACAACUCUGUAGUUUUGGAAAAAGAAGAUGCAGUUCGUUGACAAUGUACUGUUAAUCAGUUGUGACAAUGCACUUUUGUGUAUAGUACUGUACAUCUGGCAUGUAGCAUUACCAAUUUCAGUAUAUCUUCUGGUUUGUUCUAGAUGUAUCUUUCUAAUAAAGGAAAUUGGUCCAUC